GAAUUUUUCUUCUUUAUUUCAAUCCAUCUUUAAACCCUAACUCAAUUAUUAUUACAAUCAUUUUCAAUUCUAUCAAUAUCUAUACAUACAUAUCGUUACACCACUGCAAGUGUGAAAUGAUGAUGACAAUGACGAGAUAUUAAUUUUUUAUAAAAUUAAAUUAAAUGGAGUUACAAAGCCAGGUAGCACAGGCGGUACACGUGCUGAAUCACGAUACACAAUCAUGUAAUCGUGUAUCAGCAAAUCAAUGGCUGGUUCAGUUUCAGCAAACAGAUGCUGCUUGGGAAAUUGCUACUUCUAUUUUGACUUGUCAUCAGUCUUCCGGUUUCGAAGUCGAGUUUUUCGCUGCUCAGCUUCUUAAACGAAAGAUCCAAAAUGAAGGACAUUGUCUGCAGCUAGAAGCUAAGGAAUCACUCGUUAAUGCUCUUCUUCUGGCUGCUAAAAGAUUUAGUUUAGGCCCGUCCCAGCUUUUAACACAAAUUUGUCUGGCUUUAUCUACACUGAUACUUCAUGCUGUGGAGUACUACAAGCCAAUUGAGAAGCUCUUUUACAGUCUUCAGAAUAUUCAAGGUCAGGAUGAUGGCAAUAUGGUUGUUUUGGAAAUGCUCACAGUAUUACCAGAAGUUGUUGAAGAUGAAUCUGCUAAUUAUAGAACCAAAUCAGGUCAAAGAGUUGACUAUGGUCCAGAGUUACUCUCGCAUACAUCAGCAGUGCUUGAAUUCUUAAAGCAGCAAUCCGAGGAAAGGUUUGAUGAUGUCGUCCAACUACAUGAAAGGAGCAGAAAGAUACUGCGUUGUUUGUUAAGUUGGGUCCGAGCAGGAUGCUUCUCAGAAAUUUUACCAAUAUCAUUAUUAGCCCAUCCCCUUCUUAAUUUUGUUUUCAGUUCUUUGCAGGUUCCAUCCUCAUUUGAUUUAGCUACUGAGGUUUUGAUUGAGCUCGUUGGUCGGCAUGAGGGAUUGCCACAAGUUCUUAUAUGCAAAGUAGGAUUUAUUAAAGAUGUUCUUCGUCAAGCAUUUAAUGGCAGAGAUGAGAAAGUAAUCAGUGGUCUUGCUUGCUUGAUGUCGGAGAUUGGUCAGGCUGCCCCGAGUUUGAUCAUAGAAGCCCACUCUGAAGCACUAACACUGGUGGAUGCACUUUUGAGUUGUGUAUCAUUUCCAAGUCAAGAUUGGGAUAUUGCAGACUCAACCUUACAGUUCUGGUGUUGUCUUGCAAGUAACAUUGUUCGAAUGGAUUUCGAUAAUAGUGAACAUGUUAAAGAUGUUUUUUCCCCAGUGUUUUCGGCAUUGCUUGAUGCUCUUUUAAUGCGUUCUCAGGUGGAUGAUGCAACAUAUACAACUGAGACUGUAACAAGAGACUUACCAGACGGGUUGGCUCAAUUUAGAUUAAAUCUAGUGGAGCUGUUGGUGGAUAUUUGCCACCUUUUAAGGUCUUCUGCAUAUCUGCAGAAGAUUUUUUCUAAUGGUUGGAUAUCUUCAAACUCAAGCAUGCAAAUUCCUUGGAAGGAGGUGGAAACCAGAAUGUUUGCUCUUAAUGCGGUUGCUGAUGUAGUACUGCAUGAGGGCCAAACAUUUGAUCUCUUCAUGGUGUUGCACCUGGUGACAGUUUUAUGUGAUAGGGAAUCGUAUGAACCAAAAGGCUUUAUGUGUAUUGUACAUCGAUCACUUGCAGAUGUUAUUGGUUCUUAUUCGAAGUGGAUUUCUUCAUAUAUAACUGAUGUCAGACCAUUGCUUUUAUUUUUUUCGGCUGGUUUGUCAGAACCAUUGUGUACACAUGCGUGUGCAACUGCCUUCAGAAAGUUCUGUGAAGAUGCUACUGCAGUCAUGCACAAACCUGCAAGUUUAGAAAUGUUAAUGUGGAUUACAGAGGGAUUGGAGAAGAGGCACCUACCUCUAGAAGAUGAGGAAGAUGUUAUUGGUGCUGUUACUCUGAUACUUGGAUCCCUUCCUAACUUGGAGUUAAGAAACAGUUUGUUGCUUAAGUUGCUUUCUUCUAGCUUUGGAUCCAUUCGCAAACUUAUUGACAGGGAUCAUGUUCAUUCUUUGAGGCAACUACCAGCUGCUUACACUCAUCUUGUCAGUUCUUCAGUGAGGGGCUUUUUCAGGAUAGAAACUGUUUUCAGUCAUCUUGUAGUUACACCUUCUACAUGUCAUGAUAUAGACAAUUCUGUAAUUGUCAUUCUUGAAAGUUUUUGGCCUCUCCUUGAGAAAAUUUUGCAGUCAGAGCAUAUUGAGAAUGCAGGUUUAUCCAUGGCAGCUUGCAGGGCACUCUCACAGGCAAUCAAGUCUGCAGGUCAUCACUUUGUGACAUUGUUGCCCAAAGUUUUAGAUUAUCUAUCAACAAAUUUUGCGUCAUUUCAAACUCAUGAGUGCUACAUUAAAACAGCUUCCGUUGUUGUAGAAGAAUUUGGUAACAAGGGGGAAUAUGGACCUUUAUUCAUCAGUACAUUUGAAAGAUUUACAAAUGCAUCAUCAGUAAUGGCUCUAAAUUCUUCUUAUGUAUGUGAUCAAGAGCCCGAUCUUGUGGAGGCUUAUUGUAGUUUCACAUCAAUCUUUCUUCACAGCUCUUCAAAGGAAGUAGUGGCUUCUUCUGGCCCUCUUUUAGAAGUUUCACUUCAGAAAGCCGCUAUAUGUUGUACAGCUAUGCAUCGUGGAGCAGCACUCGCAGCAAUGUCGUAUAUGUCGUGUUUCCUAGAGCUUUGCGUGACUUCAUUGCUGGAAUCAAUGACAUGUAACUCUGAAUCCCCAGUUACAUCCAUGACUGUUCAUGUAAUAUCUCACAGUGGCGAGGGACUUGUCUCAAAUGUGGUUUAUGCUUUACUUGGUGUUUCAGCAAUGUCAAGGGUUCAUAAAUGUGCAACUAUCUUGCAACAAUUAGCGGCUGUAUGCAGUUUUGCCGAGAAAACAAUGUGGAAAUCUAUUCUCUGUUGGGAUUCCUUACAUGGAUGGCUGCAUGCUGCGGUGCGGAGUCUUCCCAGUGAGUACCUACGGCAGGGGGAAGCAGAGUCCUUAGUACCGGUAUGGCUAAAGGCCCUUAGUGAUGCAGCUGAUGAUUAUGUUGAAAGUAGAACCAGUGAUGGAGAUAGGAAUCAUAAACACAUGCGGGGAAAGGGUGGCAGGAUACUCAAGUAUUUAUUUCGGGAAUUUGUUGACAGUCAUCGUAACAUUACAACGUAAUAGCUGCUGCAACUUAUUAGCAAUUCAUUCUUAGACCUAAUUGUUGUAUCAAAGGGUUUUCCCUACAAGAUCACAAGUUUCCAGUCAAAUAAUAUGCGUUUUUGGCUCUCUGUAGCAUCCACAUGUUGUAUUUUGAUUCAACUUUCUGACUUGGGGGGUCCGUCUUUUUUGCUUAUUCUUUGGAGGAGAUACGGGCCUUGGAAGUUGGAGCCUAAGUAAUACAAAAAUGUACACGCCAAUCUGUGUUUUGUUAAGUGGAAAUAAUGUGGAAUGAAGUGAUAGGAUGAGCAAUUUAUAUAGUUUUUUGUUUUUUUGGAUAGAAACUUAUAUAGUAAUUCAAGUCUUUUUUGGGUAUAA
This is a messenger RNA of Erigeron canadensis, 3530 nucleotides long. RefSeq names its product transportin MOS14. The record is from RefSeq and is a predicted model, not a curated record. Gene Ontology annotation, molecular function: small GTPase binding. Lineage: Eukaryota; Viridiplantae; Streptophyta; Magnoliopsida; Asterales; Asteraceae. Gene Ontology annotation, cellular component: nuclear membrane; cytoplasm. Bases 165 to 3173 code for a protein of 1002 amino acids. Gene Ontology annotation, biological process: protein import into nucleus. The transcript has 24 exons.